AUGGCACCCCUCUUGUCAAAUUGCAAGGUCAUCAAAGAAGAGCCGCUUUCUCCAUCAGAUGCCAAAUGGACUACAUUGAAAAAGAUCACCUACAACAAUGCCGAGAAUGUUACCAAAUUCUGGGAAUCCGCUGUGAGACCUACACGCCCUUCCAAUAGCUUGAUCGAUGCGGUAGGCAUUGUUGCUAUCUUGCAAAAGCCUGGCGGUUCGGAAUUGCUCCUCCAAAAACAGUUCCGCCCACCUAUCGACAAGAUUUGUGUCGAAGUUCCUGCUGGUCUUGUGGAUGAAGGUGAAGACGCCGAGACUUGCGCCGUACGAGAGCUCAAGGAAGAAACUGGCUACGUGGGAAAAGUCAUCAAGGGUGAUCUAGGAGUGACACCUGUGAUGUACAAUGAUCCAGGCUUUUGCAACACAAAUUUACAGAUGGUUCACGUACAUGUGGACAUGUCGAACCCCGACAACCAGAAUCCUAAACCUGAGCUUGAAGAGAAUGAGUUUAUCGAAUGCUUCUCGAUCCCAUUGAAAACGCUCUAUGCAGAGUGCAAGAAGCUCGAGAGCGAGGGAUAUGCCAUAGACGCGAGAGUACUUACGCUGGCUGAAGGCAUAGAGGUUGCCCGACAGUUCAAAAUCACCUAG
This is a messenger RNA of Aureobasidium pullulans EXF-150, 636 nucleotides long. RefSeq names its product putative ADP-ribose pyrophosphatase. The transcript has 5 exons. Lineage: Eukaryota; Fungi; Ascomycota; Dothideomycetes; Dothideales; Saccotheciaceae. Gene Ontology annotation, molecular function: ADP-ribose diphosphatase activity. Bases 1 to 636 code for a protein of 211 amino acids. Gene Ontology annotation, cellular component: nucleus; cytosol. Gene Ontology annotation, biological process: nucleoside phosphate metabolic process; ribose phosphate metabolic process. The record is from RefSeq and is a predicted model, not a curated record.